Molecule: messenger RNA, 810 nt
Organism: Hypomesus transpacificus
Lineage: Eukaryota; Metazoa; Chordata; Actinopteri; Osmeriformes; Osmeridae
Product: cAMP-specific 3',5'-cyclic phosphodiesterase 4D-like
Exons: 7
Biological process (GO): signal transduction
Cellular component (GO): nucleus; cytosol; perinuclear region of cytoplasm
Molecular function (GO): 3',5'-cyclic-AMP phosphodiesterase activity
Source: RefSeq, a predicted model, not a curated record
GUUGACCACCCUGGAGUCUCCAACCAGUUCCUCAUCAACACUAACUCGGAGCUGGCCCUCAUGUAUAACGACUCGUCGGUCCUGGAGAACCACCACCUGGCCGUGGGCUUCAAGCUGCUGCAGGAGCCCAACUGUGACAUCUUCCAGAACCUUCCCAAGAAGCAGAGACAGUCCCUCCGCAAGCUUGUCAUUGACAUGGUCCUAGCUACUGACAUGUCCAAGCACAUGACCCUGCUGGCUGAUCUGAAGACCAUGGUGGAGACCAAGAAGGUGACCAGCUCAGGAGUUCUGCUGUUAGACCAGUACACCGAACACAUCCAGGUGCUGAGGAACAUGGUUCACUGUGCAGACCUCAGUAACCCCACAAAGCCCCUGGCUAUCUACCGCCUGUGGACAGAACGCAUCAUGGAGGAGUUCUUCAGGCAGGGGGACAAGGAGAGGGAGCAGGGGAUCGAGAUCAGCCCCAUGUGUGACAAACACACUGCUUCUGUGGAGAAGAGUCAGGUGGGGUUUAUAGACUACAUUGCCCACCCCCUGUGGGAGACGUGGGCAGACCUGGUGCACCCAGAUGCCCAGGAGCUGCUGGACACCCUGGAGGACAACAGGGAGUGGUACCUCAGCACCGUGCCCCAGUCGCCCUCUCCUCCCCCGGACAGACACCUCCAGCACAGGCCCCGCUUCCAGUUCAGCAUGGAGGACCUGGAGAACGGCCACAGCCAUGCCUAUCACAACCAGAAUGGGGGGUUGAGGAGGGGGGAGGAGAAAAUUCAUAAGAUAUUCAAGAACUUCAUGAAUGUUCUAGAACUGUGA